UCUCCCUCUCCCUCUCCCUCUCCCCCUCCCCUUUGUCUCUGUUUAUUCUUCAAGCAGAGCACUGGAUAUCAAAUUCUCUCAUUUUUCCACCGAUCCGACCAGUACUCUUCUUCUGAGUUUUUGAGCUAUAUAUAGCAAUACACUUCAUAGCAGGGUAGUGGUUGUUCAGACUUUUGCAAGUCACAAAAUGGUGGACGAUAUUGAUGAAGAUGACGUGCCGUUAGUUUUUAAAAGGAGUAAUACAACAUCUAAGCAAAACCAACCAACCCUGGAGGCGAAGAAAUCAUCAUCUCAAAAGCAUGGUGGACAAACGGGGAAACUGGUCUCUGAUGUACGUACCUCCAAUGGCCAAAGCUCCAGUGCACAAAAGAUUAAGACAGUGCCCUCUACCAAGGCAUCACCAGUGAAAUCACCUAUGUCAAGCAGUAAGGCAUCAACUUUACCUCGCAAGGCUUCACCAGUUAGGUCACCCGUGACAUCAACAGUGAAAUCACCUAUGACAAGCCCAAAGACAUCAAUUUCACCUGGAAAGGCUUCACCAGUUAAGUCACCUUUGACAAGUUUAAAAGCAUCCACUUCAUCGGCUGACCAGUCAAAAAAUUCAUCUCAACAGAAUGCAGCCACUGUUGUUAAGGAGGAAAAGCGAUCAACUAAUGCUGAUGAUUCUGAGGAUUCUGAAGAUGAUAAACCACUGAGUGCUAGACUUUCUGCUGGAUUAACAAAAGGAAACUCCAACCAUGCCAACAAAGGGCUGAGCACUUCAAUUGAGGGUUCUCCAUCAGUUAUAAAACCAAAAAUUGCUAAAUAUGAAGAUUCGGAUGAUGAAAAACCUUUGUCAUCAAAGUUCCAAGCUAAGUCCAAUGCAGGCCCAUCCACCAGCAAGUCUUAUGAAUCUGAUAAAGACAAGCCUUUGGCCUCGAGAUUUAAUCAAAACGGUUCCAUCAACAGGGACAAUCAACUUAAAAAGUCUUCCAUGAUGUCGAGUAAGAGACCUCCAGGCGAGGCCAAGUCUUCAAGUCAGUCAUUGGUUAAGAAACCGAAGCUUUCUGAUGCAUCUACACCAAGCUAUAGUAAGCAAGCAUCUGUGAAAGCGGAAACAAAAACAGACGAUGAUGAUCAUGUUCCUAUUUCCCAAAGAAUCAAGAAAUCAGCCACCUCAGGUAGCAAAACAUCGUCUGCACAACAGAAAGUGGCAAAACCUGUGUCGUCUUCAUUCAAGCAAACAAGUAAGAAGUCCAAGAAAGUGAUUAAAAAAUCAAAGUACUCAAAGUCCUCAAAGGUGCUCCCUAGCUCUGGAGAAGGGCAGAAAUGGACUACUUUGGUUCACAAUGGUGUCAUUUUCCCACCUCCAUACAAACCUCAUGGUGUUAAGAUGCUUUACAAGGGGCAGCCAGUUGUUUUAAUGCCCGAACAAGAGGAGGUAGCAACGAUGUUUGCCGUGAUGUUGGAUACUGAUUACAUGAGUAAACCAAAAUUUAAAGAAAAUUUUAUGACUGACUGGAAGAAGAUACUGGGGAAGAAUCAUGUAAUUCAGAAAUUGGAAGACUGCGAUUUCACCCCAAUAUAUGAAUGGCAUCAAAGGGAAAAGGAGAAGAAGAAACAAAUGAGUUCAGAAGAGAAGAAGGCCUUAAAAGAAGAGAAGCUAAAGCUGGAGGAGAAGUAUAUGUGGGCUAUCGUUGACGGUGUUAAAGAGAAGGUUGGAAACUUUAGAGUCGAACCACCUGGGCUAUUCCGAGGACGUGGGGAGCAUCCAAAGAUGGGAAAGCUGAAAAAACGCAUCCGUCCGAAAGACAUUACAAUAAACAUUGGGAAGGCUGCCCCAAUUCCAGAAUGUCCCAUACCUGGUGAAAGCUGGAAAGAAAUAAGGCAUGACAAUACCGUGACAUGGUUAGCCUUUUGGAAUGAUCCAAUCAAUCCGAAGGAAUUCAAAUAUGUGUUCUUGGCAGCUAGCAGUGCCUUGAAGGGGCAAAGUGACAAGGAGAAGUAUGAGAAAGCAAGGUUGUUGAAGGACUACAUACAUGGCAUCAGAGAAGCUUACACAAAGAAUUUUGUAAGUAAGGAUCCUACGAAGCGGCAGAUUGCAGUUGCAACCUAUCUUAUUGAUAAACUAGCUCUCAGGGCUGGCAAUGAGAAGGAUGAUGAUGAAGCUGAUACAGUUGGUUGCUGCACACUGAAGGUAGAAAAUGUGGAGCCAAAACCUCCUAAUGUUCUGAAGUUUGACUUCCUCGGUAAAGAUUCUAUUAGAUACCAUAAUGAGGUUGAAGUUGAAAUCCCUGUGUUCAAGGCAAUUCAGCAAUUCCGAAGUGGAAAAAAAGGAUGUGAUGAUCUUUUUGAUGAACUAGAUACCAGUAAACUGAAUGCUCAUCUGAAGGAACUCAUGCCCGGCCUUACAGCAAAAGUUUUCCGUACUUAUAAUGCAUCUAUCACAUUAGAUGAUAUGUUGAGUAAGGAAACCAAGGGCGGGGAUGUGGCUGAGAAAGUUGUAGUCUAUCAGCAUGCCAACAAGGAGGUUGCAAUCAUUUGUAAUCAUCAGCGUAGUGUUUCAAAGUCUCACAGUGCGCAAAUGUUGAGAUUGGAUGAGAAGAUAGACGAACUAAAGGGUGCUCUGGAAGAACUCAAAACAGAUUUGUCUCGUGCCAAAAAAGGGAAGCCCCCACUGAAGAGUGCUGAUGGGAAGCCAAAGAGGAAUAUGAACCCAGAAGCGUUGGAGAGGAAGAUAGCUCAGACCACUGGAAAGAUUGAGAAAAUGGAGCGUGAUAAAGAGACCAAAGAGGAUCUCAAAACUGUGGCAUUGGGAACGUCAAAGAUCAACUACCUUGAUCCUAGAAUAACAGUUGCUUGGUGCAAGCGACAUGAAGUUCCCAUUGAAAAGAUUUUCAACAAGUCUCUUCUGGCGAAGUUUGCUUGGUCAAUGGACGUUGAUCCCAGCUUCAGAUUCUAACAUUUCGGUAGUUGUGCUAGCACAGAAAACUCCCGCCUCCCUCUUCUGUAGUCACUUUCUUCUUCAAAAAUAUUCAACAGUUUUCCCUCAAUUUUUCUGCUCUAGGAAAUUCAUGUUGUAUUAAACAUCUUAAAGAAAUUAUGGGGGUUUUGUCACCCCGGUUUUCACUUGUUUUUAAAUCCAUUGAAAGAUGAGAAGCUGUCAUAAGGAUUGUCUGCUGCUGAUUGUAAUUGUUUCAAUUAUGUAUUACUAACAACUUCUACUGUUCUGAAGACGAUAAAUUACUCCGACUCCCAUGUCUCCUGUUGAUAUUGUAACUUAAAAAUGGUGCCUUGGCAUUUGCAUACACUUCUUUGAGCAACAUAGGAACUAAUUCUCAUCACUUGGCAUCUGUUUCAGUUUCAGUAGUGUCUCCAGCCCCGUGUGCAUGGUGGUGACUCUGACGGCCAAGGUAGCCAAUGGAGAUCAACCAUGCUGGUGUCCAUGGGCCGAGCUAGCCAACGACUGGGGUGGUUU
Messenger RNA from Ilex paraguariensis (yerba mate), 3457 nucleotides. NCBI's taxonomy places the organism in Eukaryota, Viridiplantae, Streptophyta, Magnoliopsida, Aquifoliales, Aquifoliaceae. The record is from the annotation of a GenBank genome assembly.